CCGAACGGGUUGCUGGCAUCCAACCGGUGUGUCGUGGUUACCGCUUUUCCGUCCCACAGUUUUCCCUUUCUCCUCGAUCGUGCGUGCGUGUGUGACUAACGUGCGACGCUGUGUGUGUUUGUGUUUAAUGUACGUGAUCCUCAUCUUCCGUUCGCAGCCUACUCCACGUCCGCUACCAGUAGUGAACUGUAAACCGCCCUUUCGUGUCUCGGAAUAAACACGGAAGCAUUUAACACCAGGCUGUAGCCGUUAAACGGUGAAAAGUGUUGUGCGCUUUUGAAAUUGAAAUUGAGCGUAACCGAAAACGCUCCAUUCUGGGGAAGUGCGUGUUUAACCAUCAAACGACGAAGCCACCGUGCAGUGUCGUGCCGCAUCUGGCGUGAAAGAAAGUGCCGAAAGAAAAACGCAAAGUGCUGUGUGCUUUUUUGUUUAGUUUGUUUGGUGUGUGCAACGUGACUAACGAGGUGAUCGAGACGAAAGUAAAAGUGUGGACCGAAAAAUUAAAGUGAAGAAAGUGAAAAGGCGCAUUUCGCGAAGGGCAAAAAGCCGGCACUUGGUGGUGGAUGUGUUGUUAGGUCAUCGUGUCCCGAGAGUUCAUUAGUUGUUCGUGACCUCCCCUGGGGGGGACUACUGGGUGGACGCGAGCAAGUUCUGCUUCGAAUCCGUCGAGCCGAUAGUGGUAGAUCAACCACGGAAGCAAUAACAUGAAACUAUCUAGGCAUGCCGAUGGCAUGCAGAUACGGGCCCUGCUGCGAAAGGAUUUCCUCGUCCGGAUACGACAACCAUGGAUGACGCUCGUUCAGUACCUUUGGCCAUGCAUGAUCUUUGUCGCACUGUAUAUCGUGAGGAAUCGCUUCCAGCCGGCCACAAUUGGCGACUGCCAGUUCCCCACGCGAAACCUGCAGGCCAACGGCAUCCUGCCCUUCUUCCAGUCCUACAUCUGUACCUUCGAGAACGAGUGUUCCGAUCCCAAGGCAUUCGCUGAGACGGAGGAGUUCAACGACGCACCCGUCACACCGGUUGUUAACAUUGUGCAAACGUUCUUGGACAAUCAAGCGCUGUACGAUGCCAUCGUGGACCUACCGGCUGACCGGAACUUUAUUAGCAGCGUUACUACGAUCGUAACGCACGCCAAAUUUAAGGAUAUCGAGCGUAAUGGCGAUCGAUUGGUAAAGAUGUUGCCCGGCAUCCGCGAGAAGGUUGGCGAAAAUUUUGACAUUGAGCAGCUGUUCUCGGACGAUCGGACGUUCUCGAAAUCAGGGAACAUUCUGUGCGGUCGACCGUUUCCGCGCAGCGAUAACAUCCGCUUCGUGGACAACAUUCUGUACACGCCCGACUAUGCCGGUCCCGAUAAGGACGAGCUGAGCGUUAUGCCGACGCCCUACUGCAAGCAGCUCUACCUGGACGUGACCAACACGAACAAUGGGAAGAUCACCUGGCGUUUUCUGAAACCGAUCCUUCAGGGCAAGAUACUGUACGGUCCGGCGAGCGAACGGAAUGACGAAAUUAUAUCAUUUGCUAACAAGACGUUCGCCGACAUGGGACGACUGAGGACGUUCUUCCGAUCGCUAGACACUACCUUACAGCUGCUGCGCACAGAGGACGAGGUUCGGGAAAGUUUCCAAUCGCUGGUCGAGCUGGCCAAGAGUCCAUUGGUGCAGAUGCUGACCGGUGGCAAUGUGAACAUGGAGCUGAUCGAGGGCAUCGUCAAUGGAAUAAUGAACGAUGAAUCGGUCGCCAAGGCUGUCAAUACGAUUUCCAACAUAUUCGAUUGCUUCUCGGCCGAUCGCUUUAUCCAGGUACCGAACGAGAAGGUGCUGGAGGAUCGAGCGUUCGAGCUGAACCGCAAGAAGCUGUUCUUUGCGGCGGUUUUCUUCGAGAACGAUACGGAGGUUGGUGAGAAUGGCAUCACUUACAAGAUACGGAUGCGUACGGACGAUACACCGGUGACGAUAGAGGCUAGGAAUCGCUUUUGGUUCCCCGGACCCGAGGCAAGCUUCGAGCUGGAUAUGCGUUACCAUCGGGGGUUUGUGCAGAUCCAGCACGCGGUCGAUAUGGGUAUCAUAAGGCAGCAGAAGAAGCAAAAGUUUGAUCGUGAGCGAAGUGAAUCGAACGGAGAAGCUUCGCUAUCCGGCACUGGUGAGCUAGAGCUAGACGACGAACUCGAUAGUGAUGAUGAUGACGAGGAGGAUAAUGAUAAUGAUGAGCUCGAUGAUGAGACUGAUGCGGGUGACGAAACUACAACGGUGGCAUCUAAACCCCGUACUACCACUUCAAGCCCACAAACGACGACUGAAAACCUGGCUGAACUGUAUUCAGAUCUAAGCAAACGCUUGAACGUAUCCCAAGACGUACUAGAUCGUUUCGGCGGUGGAGCAGGAAGCAAUCGCACUGCUCUGGAUGAUUUCCUUGAUUUUAAAGAUGAAGAAGAAACGGAAACAGAGGCCAACGAUGCGACGACAACAACGCGCGCUAUUUUGAGCAGAAAGAAGCGACAAUUCAAUUUGCUAGAUCUCUUCCUGGGUGGUAAGAAAAAGACCUCCGACGACGUAACGUACCGUGUGGCGGAUGAAAAGUUCUAUACGAAGCAGUUCCCCUAUCCAAAGUACACCAAAGAUGACUUCAAGAAGGGAAUCUACAUUGCCCAGAUAGUACAGAUGGCCUACUUCAUUGCGCUCAUCGUACACGUCGCUUCGGCCGUUCAGCAACGGAUCUGGAUGAAGGAGAGCGGCAACUCGAUGCUGAUGCGUGCGAUGGGCCUAAAGUCAGGCUCGGAGACCGUGGCCUGGACGAUUACUACGUUCAUCGAACUGUGCCUGGUGUUUCUGAUAGGGCUGAUCAUCCUGUACGAAGCUGACAUACUCAUCUACUCGAGCCAAAUCUUCCUGUUCUGCUAUCUUGUCGUGUUCGGUAUUUGUCUGAUCGGAUUCUGCUACAUGUGUUCGAUGUUUUUCAAUUCGGCCAGCAGCGGUUCGGUGUCGAGCGUUAUUCUGUUUCUGAUAACCUUCCUACCGUACAUUCUUAUCAUCUCGCUCGGGACCACAUUGUCGGCGGUUGGUAAGUUCUUCGCCAACCUUUCCUUCUCAACCGCCUUCUGCUAUGCCUGGCGACACGUGAUGCGUAUGGAAUUGCAGAACCGCGGUGCCAGCUUUGCGAAUGCCUUCCGCGGUGACCUGGCGAACAAUGAUCUAAAGUACGGUAUCUUGAUGAUUCUGCUCGAUGCCGUCAUCUACUUUGCCAUCGGAUACCUGUACCAGUGGUUUAAGCAAGAUGAGACCACAUUCCAUACGGUGCGACGCAUUAGGCUGGAUAAGAGUGUCGGAGCUGAUCUGCGCAACGUAGAUGCAAGCUAUGAGAAGGGUGGAAAGAAGGUGCUGAGCGACGUUUCGAUAACAUUCCGGCGGGACGAGGUGACCUGUUUGUUGGGACGGAAUGGUGCCGGGAAGAGUACAAUCAUUAAACUCCUCACCGGCCAAGUGCUUCCUGACGGUGGAGAUGUCCAUCUACCGCUAGAUUACGAUUUCAUUUCCGGCAUUCGGAACAACGCGGAAAAAAUCGGCCUUUGCCCGCAGAACGACGUUCUGAUACCGAGCCUCACCGCUAAGGAGCAUCUGCAACUGUACGCUCGGAUUAAGCUGACGCGUGGAUUCGAUACGGAGGUUUCACGAACGUUGGAAAACCUGAAGAUGGGCCCGUACGCACACUACCGUGCGUGCGAUCUGUCCGGUGGAUUCAAGCGUCGGCUUUGCAUUGCGAUCGCUUUCCUCGGAUCGCCCAAUCUUGUGGUGCUGGAUGAACCGUGUAGUAGCGUGGAUACCAAGGCACGCAAGUACAUCUGGGAGUUGAUUCAAACGUUGCGCCGUGAUCGGGCUGUAAUUCUGGCAACUCAUCAUCUAGAUGAGGCCGAGUGUCUUAGCGAUAAGAUCAUUAUGAUGGAAGAUGGUAAAGCAAUUUUGGAACAAUCGCAGGAAGACCUGAAGAAGCGGUUUACGAAUACGAUCUAUCUGCGCAUUACACUGAAACCCCAGUCAGAGGUGGAUCGUAUGGCGACGGUAGCUGAGCUUACCAAACUGCUCGAUGGUUUGUCCGAUGUACGGUAUGAGAUGAGUGCCACGCUGAACCAGCUCGACUUCAAGAUUGCUUCCUCGACGAACGAUAGCCAGGUGUUGAACAUCGAACCACUGCUUGAACAUCUGCCACAACUGCGAUCGGGCCGACAGAUCGAAUCGUUCGAUAUAAGAAACGAAAAUUUGCUCAACAUGUUCAACACGGUCAAUGCUGGUGAUCCACCGCAGAGUGAGAUUCAUCGCAAUGGGAAUGGCACAAGCCAACAUCCGGUAAAUGGAUUCCAUGGUCCAAAGACGAAGCCCACGUCCCUCGGUACCUUGCCCAUGAUGGUAUCUCUGUUCCGGAAGCGUUUGUUACACUUCCUGCGUAACUACCGGCUACUCGUAUGUCUGCUCAUACUACCGACAAUCUUUGAAAUCAUUGCCAUGGGAUUUAUGACGAUGCGGCCACCCGGAGAGCAUGAUCACAUGGUGAACUUCUCUACCGCGCUCUACCCGGGUGCGGCAGAGUUUUAUACCAACGCUAGCGACACCGUACCAUUCCGCGCAACGAUCGUAGAUGAUCUCCUGCAGCACUGUAACGCCACAUCCGGUGACUGUUUUACGUUUAACUCCUCACUGGAAGCGUACGAAUGGAUCCUGGCGACCAGCGAUGAGUUUACGGAACGCCGAUACGGUGGUGUUACGGUCAAUCGCGAGAAGAACAUCGUUUGGUACAACAACAAGGGCUACCAUUCGAUGCCGACCUGGCUCAAUCUGCUCGAUACGGCCGUUCUGCGGGCGGAACUGGACGAUCCGAGCAUUGCGAUCCGCACCAUUAACCAUCCGUUGGCGAUCGAGGAAGAUGAGCUAUCGGUUUCAUCCAUGUUGCAACAGAUUGCGGAUGCAGGCAUAUCGCUGAUUAUGUUGCUAGCCUUCAGCAUGGUCAUCGCCGGUGCUUCGGUGUACAUCGUAAGUGAGCGAGUCCGUGGUGAAAAGUUACAGCAACGGCUAGCCGGCGUUAAUGUGCUGACAUACUGGACCGUGACCUACAUCUGGGAUGCGCUGAUCUACCUGAUUGCACUCGGUCUGGCGGUGAUCGUCUUUAAAACGUUCGCCUUACCAGCUUACGUAGCUCGGGAGCAACUGGAGGGCAUCUGUUUGCUGUUACUGUUCUACGGUUUUGCGGCCAUUCCGGCGGUCCACCUGUUCGAGAAGCUGUUCACCGAUGCCAGCUUUGCCAACAUGUCGAUCUUCUGCCUAAACGUCAUCACCGCGCUCGCUACGCUCACGAUCAUCAUACUGUUUGAUGUACUCGGGGAUAGUGACGAAUCGGAGCGCAUCCGUAACUUACUGAACCGGCUGUUCCUGGUAUUGCCCCAGCAUGCGCUGUCCGAUGGGUUGAUUGAACUCUCGAAAAAUUACAUAACGGCCGAGAUCUUUAAGCGGUACUAUAUCGAUUCCUACAAGUCGCCUCUGAGCAGUAACUUGUUGCAGCCGCACCUGAUCGCGCUCUUGACGAUGGGUGUGAUCUUUAUGCUGCUCAACGUUGCCAUCGAGUACAAGUGGGUGCAGAAGCUAGCCAACCGGGCAUGCUACGGAUCUUCCGAUGAGAAGGUGUACCAGUUGAAUGGUGUCGAGACCUCGGGGGCGCUGGAUCACAGUGGGGUUGGCAGCAAGAAAAAAUCGCUGCCCGCUGAUCAGAUCCUUUCGGUGGAUAAGCUAAGGAAGCGAUACGGUACUUGUGGUGGCGGUGGCGGUGGCAGUACGGGACAGGAGGUGGUUAAGAACGUAUCCUUCAAACUGCACUACGGCGAGUGCUUUGGUUUGCUUGGUACGAACGGGGCUGGUAAAUCGACGAUCUUUGCGAUCCUCUCCGGUGAGCUGCUGCCUUCCGGUGGUAGCUAUACCUUCUACAGCCAGCACGGUCCAUCGUACUGUCCGCAAAAUAACUUCCUCGAUCCACUGCUCACGGUCGAGGAGGUGAUCGCGUUCUAUGGUCAACUGCGGAAUAUCGAGUCGAUCGAGAAGCUGAUCACGGAAACGCUCAGCGAGUACCAUCUGGAGGUGUACCGGAAGGUGCUGGUGAAGAACCUAAGCGGUGGCAAUCGGCGUAAGCUGUGUGUGGCCGUUGCUUGUUUCGGUCAGUCGGAGAUCAUCCUCAUGGAUGAACCAACCAGCGAUCUCGAUCCGGUUACGCGCUCCAUUGUGUACCGUACGAUCGAGCGGUUGAAUGCCCAGAACCGCUCCAUUCUGCUCACCUCACACAGUAUCUCGGAGAUCGAUCGCAUCUGCCAACGAAUAGCGGUCCUUAGGGAUGGCCAUCUGCUGACCGUCGAUACGCCGGAUCGGUUAAAGGAACGCUUCGGUAACUGCUACCAGGUGACACUCUAUAUCGAGGGUGUGCGUGAUGUCGAUUUCAUAAGGGUGGUCAAGCGUGAAUUUAACGUAACCCGUGACAUUCUGCUACACAAUGGUUCCGUCCAGUUCGUGUGCCAAGUGCGACCAAACGGUGGUCGUGAGGAGAAUGGAAAAUCUCACAAAAAUGGUUACGUUACGAUUAUGUUGGCCGAAAAUGGAAACGGCACUGCCACGGCCGCGGGCGCUAUCCAGACGGCAAGCGAACUAUUCCUCAAGUUACAUCGAUUCGCCCGUGAGAACCAGCUACGGUACACGAUUUCAAGGUGUCAAAUGGAUCAGAUUUUUGAAAACAUUCUCCAAAACCACGACGAAGACCAUGCCAAUCCAGCGUUCGUGGAUAGCUAGACGCUGUGAAGCAGGGGAGGGUACGAGAUGUUCCAGAAAGCGUUUUGACAGCCUUCCGCAUCCGGCAGCAUGUACAUAGAUAUAAUGAUAAGAUUUUUUUUAAUGGAUCUUUUGAGAUAAUAAAUGGUAACAGUAAAA
Messenger RNA from Anopheles darlingi, 6950 nucleotides. RefSeq names its product glucosylceramide transporter ABCA12 (gene ldd). The transcript is spliced from 15 exons. Gene Ontology annotation, molecular function: ATP binding; ABC-type transporter activity; lipid carrier activity. Gene Ontology annotation, cellular component: membrane; intracellular membrane-bounded organelle. The record is from RefSeq and is a predicted model, not a curated record. Bases 705 to 6812 code for a protein of 2035 amino acids. Gene Ontology annotation, biological process: transmembrane transport; lipid transport. NCBI's taxonomy places the organism in Eukaryota, Metazoa, Arthropoda, Insecta, Diptera, Culicidae.